ACAGAUGAUCUGAAAUCUGAAAUUAGCAAAUUUCGGUCUGAGGUGCAGUCACGACUGCAACCAGUAACAGAUGCUGUGGUAAAAGCUAAGUCAGCAAUUAUCCGGCUACAAGAUGGACUCAGUGAGGUAUCUCUGCUAUUGCAAACACUUCAAGCGGCCAGUUACGAUGGAACAUUCAUUUGGAAGAUCCCCAAAGUAUUGCAAAGAAGAAACGAAGCUAGAACUGGGAAAACUGUAUCUUUGUACUCGGCUCCAUUCUAUACGAGUCGCCAUGGAUACAAGCUCUGUCUGAGACUCUACAUGAAUGGCGAUGGUACUGGAAAGGGCACUCACUUGUCGUUCUUUAUCACCCUAAUGCAAGGGGAGUACGAUGCCCUCCUCCCCUGGCCGUUCAGACCGGCAGUCACUCUGACCCUGGUGGACCAGAACAAGCAGCGAGACAUUGUCCAGUCAUUCCGUCCUGAACCAACCUCCUCAUCAUUCCAGAGACCACGCAAUGAGAUGAACGUUGCCUCAGGCUGCCCCACAUUCGCCCUCAUUUCUGUCCUUGACAACGUCUCCUACGUCAAGGACGAUACCUUGUUCCUUAAAUGCAAAGUCAACACCACUGGAUUAACCAAUGAAUAGUAUUUGAAAUCAUGCACGAUCCAAACUUUUUUGUUUUGCACAUUAAUUUUACAAGCAAUGUAGAUCUUCUAUAUAUGUGUUAAAUUCA
This is a messenger RNA of Halichondria panicea, 715 nucleotides long. RefSeq names its product TNF receptor-associated factor 1-like. The record is from RefSeq and is a predicted model, not a curated record. Gene Ontology annotation, biological process: protein K63-linked ubiquitination; tumor necrosis factor-mediated signaling pathway. Gene Ontology annotation, molecular function: protein binding. The transcript has a single exon. NCBI's taxonomy places the organism in Eukaryota, Metazoa, Porifera, Demospongiae, Suberitida, Halichondriidae. The annotation marks the transcript as partial.